GACAAAAAAUUCAAAAUCCAACAAACGGUGACGUUUUGGGUCGUCUUCUUCUUCUUCUUCUCCCUCUGCAUCUCGUAAUCAUUCACCUUCGUUGCUCUCUAUUCACGUUCUUUACUUCUAACCUUUCUGUGAUUUGGGAGUCCAGUAUCAAAGUAUUUGCUCUCUGACAAAAGUGAAAUAGGAUAAUGGCUAAGUUUGUUGCUCCUAGCCACCUGAUUAUCAAAGAUGAAAACUUGAAUCUUCAUUCCAAAAAGACUACUAAGUCGAAGAAUUCCAAGACAAAUGGAAAGAAAGGCGGUUCAGGGACUGCAGGUCGAAAAGCUCUAAAUGAUAUAACAAACAAAAGUUCACUUCACCACCCUGAAGCCCCGGUUAAGAAAAGGAAUUUACCCAAGGAAGAUAUUAAUGUAAAGGAGGAAAUGUUCUUGCAUGAUCACAAGAAGUGCAUCGAGGCUCAAAAUGCUGCUAUGAGAAGUUUCAAUCUUGAGACAGUUCUUCCACAAGAUGAUUCCAUAUCUAUCCUAGAGCAGAUAAAGGUUCCUCAUUCCCCUCAAUGCUACCCAGAACCUGUAGAAUUGCCAAUGUCCCAAUUUUCUGAUUGGUUUGACCAUUCAAUGCAGUGGAGCUCUCCUCCUUCUUCUCCGUUAUCAUGGGACUCUCCACCAUCUCCCCUUGCAUGGCAAAAUGAAGAAGUUGAAUUUGUUCUGAAGGAAGAAAUUGCUGUCCAAGUGUAACCUACUGCUUCUUUUGUCUUGUAAUAGAACAAGUGGAUCCCACCGAUGUGAAUGAUUGAGCCUCGUUUUUCAUUUCUUUCUCGAUAUUGCUGCAUAAUCCCUUCAUUUGACUGAAUUUCUAGUUUCUGUCACAAUUAAACAUCAGAUCCAGUACUCAAGCAAUGUGGAACAGGUAAUGUAGUGUUAACAGACUUUUGUUAUCCCGCAGUAAUGAGUUUGUGUUAAGCUUCCAGCACUACCGAAAAGACCAAAAAAUGGCAGCAAUUCCAAAUUGUAGUCUGUCC
Glycine soja is the source of this 1018-nucleotide messenger RNA. RefSeq names its product protein PATRONUS 2-like. The record is from RefSeq and is a predicted model, not a curated record. NCBI's taxonomy places the organism in Eukaryota, Viridiplantae, Streptophyta, Magnoliopsida, Fabales, Fabaceae. The transcript is spliced from 5 exons. The coding region runs from base 186 to 734 and encodes 182 amino acids. Gene Ontology annotation, biological process: regulation of mitotic cell cycle.